Molecule: messenger RNA, 1317 nt
Organism: Fusarium odoratissimum NRRL 54006
Lineage: Eukaryota; Fungi; Ascomycota; Sordariomycetes; Hypocreales; Nectriaceae
Exons: 1
Coding region: 262-1317 (351 amino acids)
Source: RefSeq, a predicted model, not a curated record
CUCUGAGUUGCCGAAGAUGACAACUUUAUGUCUUGAAAAGGUCGCCUUGGUAGCAUGCUAACAACUAACGAACAGGGACCGAACUGUCUCAAGUCAUGUACAUAUAAAGAGUCGAUGCCAUCUCCGGGUCCAACAAUCUCAAACAGCUCAUAGCAUCUGGUAUCGAAAGUCGACGAUUGAAGCAUUAUACAUUUUUGGUAACUCCGGAACGAUAGAGCAGGCUCUCUGUUGAUCACUCAAGCAUAAGGACCAUAUUUCAACAUGGGGAAGCGGAACAUUACUACCAAUACUCGGAAUCAACUUGCUUCCGAGCAGAAAGUCAAGAUGGAGCCUCGCGUUACCAAUGAGACGGACCAUAAGCACGACGACAAGUAUACUCGGCCUCCGCGCGCCAGCUUCGGUUUUGAGCUAGAAUUCCUGGUGCCUCUAAAUCCAAGGAAAGUUAAAGCAGACGACAGCAUCCCUGGCCUUGCGCCAGUCGCGGGCCACCUUGGUGGCGUAACAGCAGUUUUAGAAUUGCUACGAGAUCAUAAUUUCUAUGCAAGGACGGUAGAAGAGAGUUACGUCCCAAAGAAGUCUGAAACGAAGGGAUAUCCAUGGAUUGUCACGACAGACACCUCAGUGUCAGAGUCUGGAACAGAAUGGAAGAAUGAGGCCUAUGCGUGGGAUGCGGUAGAGAUAGCAAGCCCACCGAUGUAUGCUUGCGAUGAGGCAUACUGGCUUGUGUCAGUAGUUGUUAGACUUUUGACUAAUAGCUUGCGUCUUCGGGUCAAUGCCUCGUGUGGCUUCCAUGUUCAUGUCGGCAAUGGGCCCCAUCAGAUGGACAUGCAUGCAUCGAGAAACUACGCGGCCCUCCAGUGGGCAUCCAACCCGGUGCUAUCUACUCUCCAUUGCCCGGCGCGAAGCUUUGCUCGUUACUCCAAGUCUAUCCGAGGCUUUAGUGGUAUUGAGUUGAGUGACAACGUGACUGCAGAUAUGGCACGGCGAGAAGUCACGGGGCUGAAUUUUAUAUCUCGAUAUAUUGCACGGGCGAGGAAACUCGGAGGAGAUCCUGUUGCUUCUAGUGUGGCACUGAUCGAACCUCUUCGCGAAGCCCGCGAGAAGGAAGACGAUGGAAGAUUCCUGGAUCCUGAGUGUGAAAGUGAUGAUUCCGACUACAAGUGCGAAGACGGUAGACCUUUCGAUCGACCAAGGAAGGCCAAAGGAGUUCGGCGAGAAGUUCGUUAUACGCCCCACGUCAGAGAGUUAAUCAAUGAGGACAAGGCUAGACAGUUAGAUGAUGAAUCUAACCGUACCCGUCGUGAUCUGCCUCCAUAG